UGUACACACUGUCCAUAGCGCCUCCUCAGUGCUCCCACUAAAGCACCAUAAUCAUGUCUGUCCUCGGGGCUAAUCAAUAUCAAACAGGCCAGAGCCUCAUCCGUGAGGCAUAAAGCCAACUGCAGUGCCCUUUCUUCAUCCGACCACCCCCUAAAAUGAGCUAACAGUUCAAACUGAGCAUGAAAAGCUUCCCAAUCCGCCUUACCGGAAUACUUCGGGGUCUUAACAGAUACGGACGCAGCCGGGGACUGGGCGCCCCCAUGUUUGUUUACAUCCUGAGCCCCAGAUUCCUCGUCCCGCCGCGUCGACGUCACCACUUCGGCCCGCCCACCAGAAUCCGCGUGAAACACAGUCGACGAAGCACUCAUGCCCGCUUCAGCCGCCAUCACUCUAACGUCCUCCCUCAAGCGGCCUCUGGGCUCCGACGCCCUAGCGAUCUCCUCAGCCAGAACCCCCGACGUCCAUGCACACGCACCUCCUUGGCCAUAAUCGUCCCCUACCUCCACCUUCACUUUCGGAUUCCCUCGAAGCAUUUUCACCCCCGUUCUCACCUACGGUAGCUAGCCACAGAAGUCAGCUAGCUAGCUGGCUAACUUUUAUCACCGUUUUUACUUCUGACACCAAUGUAAUGACCUGACUAGAUCAUAAAAGAACAACUGUCCAGACAGAGGAUUGAGUUUACGAAUGGACGGUUUAUUAAACCAACUUUACACAGGCUACUGUUUGGCCGUAGCCCACGCCAAAUAAAUGAAAGAUAACCCACAAGCCAAUCGUGACCUUCUCUUGUGAAGCCCAGACGUAAGAGAGAGAACAAAGGCAAAACCCGGUCUUAACUUCCAAUGCUCCAUCCCCCUGCCCAACCCCCCUCCACGCCACUCCGCCAACCGCCAGGAUGCCCGGCAUCAGAACAUUCCAGGCAUUCCCGUGAUUGGCAGAUAGCAGGUUGAUUGACAUGUCGGACCCCGCGAACACAACCACCUACUAGCCUAACACAUAACACACAGCUGUCUGUGCGGGUCGCUACAAUAUUGAUUUGCUUUGGAAUGUCUAACCAGUGUAUUAUGAAAGCUGGCUAGAUUUUGGUUUAGGUAAACAAAUGGAGUUCGCUAGCUAAUUUAGCUAUGUUACGUCUGUCCGACUUCUUCUUAGUAAGGUAACUGAUGAAAUGUUACCCUACGUUUGCUUUUAGUUUGCACAUGCAGGUACUGAGCACCACACCAUGACUAAACUUUACAGUUGUUGUCAACACAAAAAUAAAAAGUUAUUCGCAAGCCAAUGUUCGAUAAAAUAUUGCAGUUUUGAAACUGCAGUAAAAGUGCAGUAACUGCAGUCAACUGGUAUUUUGGACACAGUAAUUUCAGAAUAACUGCAGUUAACAUGCACUCUGAUUGCAGUCUUUUUCGUAAGGGUUGUUGUGCACUCACUGUAACUGGGUGGCAAUGGGAGUGACUUUUCACAUGAGCUAAAAACUUCUCAAUUUCUAAUGCCUGUGUUGAGUCAGGCAUAGAGACACAUUGGUUGGGAAUUGUGGGGAGGUGGGUAUUCGGGCUAUAAGUCCCUGCUGAUGUUCUAAAGAGGUCAAUCUAACUUGACCAUAACAAUGGAAUUGGCAUGGAAACACGUGGGGGAAAGGGUCGAGGUGAAAGAUCCAGAGUCUCCUCAUUGCCCCCCAGCAAAAUUUGCCUACAUUUAGGCUAUUGUUUUAUAUGUUUAUUUCACACCAUUUUGAGGUAAAAAUCUAAGUAUAACGCUUGCAUGGAUGUCAACCCCAACAAAUGUUCAUCACGUCAUUGUUACCAAUCAACUGCAUUACAGUUAAAAACUACUUUGACUACCAUCAACAAUUUCUUUAUGCUAGCUAUGCUAACCAGUUAUAAUAACAGGAGUUAGCAUUUAGCAGUCACUUCUUCUAUGCAGUGAAAACAGAUUUAAGUAUGCACAUUGCGGGCCUGUUACAUUACAUAAAUCAUGACAGAUUUGACAGAUACCCGCUUUGUUAGACCACAUUUGUUGAUUGUGCGCCAAUCUGGACAAUGGAACGUCUGCGUUCCUAUGGGACACCAGGCUAUCAACUCUCAAGGAUUAUUUUAUUUCACAAUGGACUCGAGAGACUGGGCACAUUCCCCUGCCAGAUAUUACAACGCCUGGAUAGCUAUUUUACAUAUCAGCUAACCACAUCAUGGUCGCCUUCCCCUGCUCAGACGUUGCAUGCAUCAACCAAUGAUUGCGUGCCACGUCACCGACUGUGUCAUUGACUGACAGAUUGCGGUUAUCUGAAAUGUAAAAUAUCUUAUCCAGGCGUUGUAAGAUCUGGCAGGCGUCAGCAACCUCUGGGCAGAGGAACAUGACCAAAAUGUUAUCGCAAUCUGUCAGUUGAUGACACAGUUGAUGACAUGGAACGCAACCCAUUGGUUGAGGCAUGUCCUUUCUGAAGCUUCUAUCUUAGUCCAAAACAUGUAUGUGUAUGCACAGCAAUGUUCUAUACAGUGGUUCCCAAACUUUUUAUAGUCCUGUACACCUUCAAACAUUCAACCUCCAGCUGAGUCCCCCCUCCAGCACCAGGGUCAGCGCACUCUCAAAUGUUGUUUUUUGCAAUCAUUGUAAGCCUGCCACACUAUACAUUUAUUAAACAUAAGAAUGAGUGUGAGUUUUUGUCACAUCCCGGCUCAUGGGAAGUGACAAAGAGCACUUAUAGGACCAGGGCACAAAUAAUAAUAUAAUAAUCAAAAAUGUUGCUCUUUAUUUAGCUAUUUUACAUAUAAAACUUUAUUUGUUCAUCGAAAAAUGUGAAUAACUCACCACAGGUUAAUGAGAAGGGUGUGCUUGAAAGGAUGCACAUAACUCUGCAAUGUUGGGUUGUAUUGGAGAGAGUCUCAGUCUUAAAUCAUUUUCCACACACAGUCUGUGCCUGUAUUUAGUUUUCAUGCUAGUGAGGGACGAGAAUCCACUCUCACAUAGGUACCUGGUUGCAAAGGGCAUCAGUGUCUUAACAGCACAAUUUGCCAAGGCAGGAUACUCUGAGCUCAGCCCAAUCCAGAAAUCUGACAGUGGCUUCUGAUUAAAUAUCACAGAACCGCUUGUUGCAAUUUCGAUGAGGCUCUCUUGUUCAGUGGACUGGAGGCAGGGCAUGAAAGGGAUAAGGAAUCCAGUUGUUUGUGUCAUCCGUUUCAGUUAAGUACCUGCGUAUUUGCGCACCCAACUCACUCAGGUGCUUUGCAAUAUCACAUUUGACAUUGUCCAUAAGCUAGAGUUAAUUUGCACACAAAAAAUCAUACAAUGAUGGAAAGACCUGUGUGUUGUCCUUGUUAAUGCAGACAGAGAAGAGCUCCAGCUUCUUAAUCAUAGCCUCAAAUUUGUCCCGCACAGAGAGUCCCUGUAAUCCUAGAUUCAGAUCAUUCAGGCGAGAAAAAACAUCACCCAGAUAGGCCAGUCAUGUGAGAAACUCAUCAUCAUGCAAGCGGUCAGACAAGUGAAAAUUAUGGUCAGUAAAGAAAACUUUAAACUUGUCUCACAAUUAAAAAAAAAAUGUAAAUACUUUGCCCCUUGAUAACCAGCGCACUUCUGUAUGUUGUAAAAGCAUUACAUGGUUGCUGCCCAUAUCAUUGCAUAGUGCAGAAAAUACACCAGAGUUCAGGGGCCUUGCUUUAACAAAGUUACCCAUUUUCACUGAAGUGUCCAAAACAUCUUUCAAGCUGUCAGGCAUUCUCUUGGCAUGAAGUCGGGCGGAUGCUGCAGUGCACUGACGUGUCAUUGGGAGCAAGCAUUACCACUCCACUAUGUCUCCCUGUCAUGGCUUUUGCGCCAUCAGUACAGAUACCAACAUGAGCAACAGCUACGUUUAGCUACUUACGGACUGUUAGUGGAAUUUCCGUGAGAGAGUAAUGGUUCAUAUGAUUGGAUGUUAAUUAUUUGACUAGGCUACCUGUAUUUGUGUUGUUAUUUCGUACUGGAGCCGCCUUAUUGGGGAGAUGCACGUUUGGUAGGUAUGUCACAAAUUGGAAAUCGGACUAUCGCGUUUUAGCGUCUGUGAACUAUUGCCGCGUUCAAAACAACUGGGAAAUCUGAAAUCAACGACUUCCGAGUACAGUGCGUCCAAGACAACUGGGAACUCAUAGAAACGAGCUCCAGCUGGGAAACCUCUUUAGAACGGUCAAGAGCUUUCUAGAGCUCAAAAUUUCCGACCUGAAGAUCGCUUAUAUCAUGAUUUAAUCCCGUUUUUUCCCCCGAAACCCAUUUGUGUUGAACGUGCCCUUUAAAUUUAUGCUUGAGCCCUGCCCCGCCAGAGAUGACUGUUGCUAAGGACGCAUUUCCCAAGCAAGAUGGCUGCUGUCAAAAAACAAAUAAGAAACUCUCGCUACUAUGUCGGAGAAGUAACAAAUCUUACCCGGAACGGGUUUGGCGUGUAUGUGUAUCCAAACAGCUUUUUUCGCUAUGAGGGAGAGUGGAGUAAGGGCGAAAAACAUGGGCAUGGAAAACUCUUGAUGAAAGAUGGAAGUUACUACGAGGGAGAGUUUGCUCAUGGGGAAAUAGAGGGGAAUGGGUCAAGGUUCUGGGCAAAAACAGGUGUAUCCUAUUCUGGCCAGUUCAGUGGAGGGGAGCUUCAUGGAUGUGGUGUGAUGCAGAAAGGCAAUGGAGAGAGAUACAAGGGAGAGUUCUCCUACGGACUCCGAGAUGGCAAUGGGUUUCUGUUGGAUAAGGAUGGACAAACAUACGAGGGAUCAUUUCAUCAAAACAAGCGGCAUGGUGAAGGACAAAUGCAUUACAGGAAUGGGGAUCAAUAUGAAGGAGGUUGGCUUCUGGACCAACAACAAGGCCACGGAGUGAUGCACUUUGGGGAUGGAUCAGUGUACGAGGGCCAAUGGCGUAAUAACCUCUUCAACGGCCAGGGGACCAUGAUCCACUGUUCUGGGAUUAUCUAUGAGGGGGUGUGGACAAACGGCAGACCGCUAGGUGGCGCUUCGAAAGUUGUAAUAGAGGGAGGAGAUGUCUUGGAGGUCUUCCAAGAGACUCCAUUUUGUGUGGAAGUGCAACUGCAGACGGAGGCGGGAGAGAAGGCAACGGGUGAAAAUGGCAGAGUCUUACAAAUAUCCACUGCUAUCAGACUCUGUGAUCUCUCCCCGUCAACAACUCCAGCGAGCCUGCUGAAGAUGAUGGAAGACAUCAAGGAAACACCCAUCCCCACGCCAUUUGGCUUUCAGGUUGUCAGCUACCCUUUGAUGGAGAGAGCCUUUGGAAGCCAGGUCUUCAUAGACACUGCAGCCCCCCUAGCCGUGGCUGCGGUGGCGGCUAAAUCAGGCUCAGCGCAGGCUGUCUCGCCACUGCUUCCCGAGGGCGAGUGGGAGUCUGGAAGCGGAUCAGACGGGCCGCCACUCGUGGGGGGUACCCCCAGCUACCUGGAUGGAAAGGAAGUGAGUGGGGAGCAGAAUCAGUCAGGAGAAGUGGAAUCGACCACCAUCACCGAGUUCUUCUCAGGACUCUAUGCUGGACAAGAGGAGGACUCCACCCCUCCUCCAGCCAAUCAGAGGGUGGAAGAAGGCCAAGCUAAAUUCCAAAAUCUACUGUUGGCCCCUCCCCCUCAUGACUUCAUCCCUUAUCAGCUGAUGGAUGAGCUGAAGAGAAACAUAAAGAAGCCGUCCAACAGAGCCCCAACUGAUAGACCGGGCCUCUCCCAGGACAAGAACUCAGAGCGCAGGUCAAGCACGGGGUCUUGUUUUACCAGCAACAUAAAGAAAAGCUCCAUUGACAGCAGGAGUGUGAGGCCAGGUGAAUAUGUGAUUAUGGUGAAAGAUGUCACCAACCCACCAUUUCAAGGCCAGACCUUACCCCCAGCAUUUGCCCUGCUGCGCUUGUUUCCUGCCAAGACCAAAAGUAAAAACAGCCAGAUGGACAAAACCAAGAGUAAGUGACGUCCUUCAACACGUCAGAGACUUUCAUAGAAGACUUUAGAAGAGAAGCACGACACGACCUUCAGCACUCAGAACCUCACAAUAAACUCUUCAAUGGGACAUAAACAUGUUUGUUCUAGCAUCAACUGUCACAUCAACUUUGGCAUUUAUUACUUCAAAUUGUUUAUACAUGGUCAGAUUUUCAGCCUCAUUUAACCUCAAAUAAAAAUGAGUGAAAUAAAAAUGACUGGUGAAUGACAAUUACUCAACGACCAGCAUGGCCUCAAAGAAUAGACAUAACAUAGUAAAUGUAAAUCUCUGACCCGCCAAUUAGUAUGAUAUGUUACAUUUGGUAUGACAGAAGGUUACUUAAGCCAAAAGGGUCGUUCCGGGGAAUGAGUGCCUUUUUGAUAUUUUUAAGGUCGACUUUGGGCACGAAAAACUGGCCAACUCCACCCCUUUCUCAAUAUUCAAACAGAAAUAGGGUGUGCCUUUGGUGGUUUGUCUGUGUCAUUCUGGUCAUGCGCGCCACAAACGACGUAGCUAGUUCGUCAGCUAAGCUAGCCAGUAACUCCCCCAGUAUGUGUUGACGUCAUUUCACAGGAUUCGUUGAGCUGUAGAGAUUGGUAAGAAAGGGCACUUCUGUAGCCAAAUAUCUUUUUGUUUGUUUUUAAACAUUAAAUGACCUGGUAUGAUGGUGCAUUGAUUAGUUAUACAGUUUAAAGGCUUUAUUUUUGCAGGGUUUGACCAAAGUAGACCUUUAACCCUUUGACAAAUACGAACACACGGGUGACCAUUCUACAGUGGUCGCUGCAGCGUACGCUCAAACCGGUGUGAUUAGAACACUUAUUUAGAACGUUACGAUUGAUACAACAGUCAGCGUUUGAGCUGGUUACACUGUUUUUUCACAGAAUUGUUUUGGCACAAACACAGUCUUUACAAUGUUAUGUCCUCAAAUGUUCAGACAUUCACAGAAGUAGAGACAGCAUAACACAAUUCUCUUCCAAACUGCAAAUUGUAGGCUACAUUAGUCGUAGCGCUAACUGAGGUUCAUGCGGAAAAGUUCAUGCAAAUUAUGUUCUGACUGGAGAUGUGCAAAUGUCUGCAUACUUGAUCUGGGGAAGUGCUUGGGUUCUCCUUGAAGAGAGAAGUUUAUCUGGCUCAGUAAUGCCUCAAACGUAAAUUGUCCGUGAAAUGGGCUACUUUUGAAGUGGAAUGGGCUACUUCUUUGUGAAUUCAUGAGGAGGUGGAACACACCUCAAUUCAAACUGUUCUUAGGAAGUAAAACUUGUUAGAAAAUAAUUUGAAAUCGACAGGUUGAAAAACAGCCUAUGAAUAAUUAGCAGGCAGCGUGCCUUGGUGUGAGGGCAGCCUGGGUUAACUGUCCUGUUCCGUAACAAUCACAUUUUAGAACAGUGAGUGCAUUCUGACAUCACGUGCAUAAAACAACUCACGCUGGGGCGACCGUUAGAGAUAUUUGGAACUCAUAUUAAAAUAAAAUAAAAGCCUGUUUUGUUAAAUGAAGUGCCCUUUAAUGUAGAUCACAUGGGGAAUUUUUAUAUAUAAAUAAAGACUUGCUAAAGUGCUCAAAUUCAGCAUUUUGACAUGUCCCUCUAUGAACCGUCUAGGAAGAUUUUAACCCACUCAUCCCCAAAAAUUCAAAUUUUUUCCACCGUCAUUGCAAAGCCCUAGUUAUUUUGUUACUUUGAUUAUUAUUUAUUUUAUGUGAUUAGUGAUUCACAUCUGUUCCUCAUUUUAAGUUCAACCCUGUUAGGUGAACCAAACUCUCAUUUUAAUAUGGCGAAAAUAUUCCUUUUGAAAAAAAAUAUUCUAAAGAAAUGUUGAACAUAGUUAGUUCUACUCUUUUUGUAACUUUUCUGAUGUUUUAUGCUUAAAAACUGAGUGGGUCAAGCAUAACACUUCAACCUCUGUUACCCAAAGAGAGACAGGUUAGCAAUAAAAAAAAAAAUCUGAAGCUUGCAUUCAAUUGCCACACCUUGUUGCACACAACAAGCUUCCAUAUCCCCUGUCAGAUGAGGAUUUAUGGCUGAUUUAAGAUGAAAUCGUCAACGUUGUUACAUCUACCCUGUUACGGUCUACACUGUUACUUUAUUUGGCAGUUAAUAUGCAAUUACUAUAGUCAUUUUUUUAUUUAACCUCUUGAGAUGUGAAAAUGUUUUUUUUUCCUGAAGUUGAAUAUGUGCUCUUUAUGUCAAAAUGUUUAUUUUUUUAAUGACUUGAAAACCAAAGGAGGGAGGUUAGUCGUGGAGGAUAGGUGGGCAUAUAACGCAAGCGUCUUGGAACCCAAAAGUUGCGUGUUCGAAUCACACAACAGACAACUUUAGCGUUUUAGCUAAUUAGCAACAUUGCAACUAGUUACUAUUUUUUAGCUACUUUGCAACUUAGCAUGUUAGCUAACCCUUCCCCUAACCUUAACUACCAACCCUAACCUUACGCUGCGAGCGAUUGAGGUUAUUCCAGGGCUGUGUGUUUAUUUUCACUCGUUAUACAUGUGCUGAACGGUGUCAUUCCUGAGAAAUGUUCAUUUUAGUAUGUUUGAAAGGCCAGGAUGUCAGACUACUACAGUCAAUGAAAAAUGAAGUAUGUGAUAAUAAUUGGCAUGAGAGGAAGGGGGAUAACACCAUAAGUACUUAAAAAAUAUCUUUCACUCAGUAUAAGUAAUUUAACCUUGUACCAGCUAUUUACAAGCUAAUGGGAGGAAACAUUUAUGGAAGUGUUACCCAAUUCUGUUCUCAAGGUAGGCCUGUAUAUUGUUGUUCCACUCCUGGACUGUGUCAUGUGCAGCUCAUUAACGUUGGGUCGAGCUGAGAACCUAAAUCACGGCUGACAUUAACCUUGUGCUGGAAUUCUCCCCUGUGUUUCUCUCCAAAGGAACAGCAAUAGCUUAUAACAGACUGCAUUUGAGCCCCUGCCUCAGUUCAAGCGUUCGGCUCUAAUGAAAGUAAUUGGACUCAAUUAGAUUUAAAAGUUUAAUAAUGCACCGUAAUGAAACACAAGGAUAACUAACAUGUGCACUUCACUGCUUAGAAAACAACAACAUGUUUAGUAAUUAAGUUUUCAGUGUUCCCACAUGACUUGUGCCCCCAAGGUACAACAGCAGAAGUUAUCCUGGCUCAGUUUUUUGCAAUACUUAAAUAAAAUGUAUUCAUCCUUC
Salvelinus fontinalis (brook trout) is the source of this 9060-nucleotide messenger RNA. RefSeq names its product MORN repeat-containing protein 1-like. The record is from RefSeq and is a predicted model, not a curated record. The transcript has 15 exons. Lineage: Eukaryota; Metazoa; Chordata; Actinopteri; Salmoniformes; Salmonidae. The coding region runs from base 4320 to 5906 and encodes 528 amino acids.